AUGUCUAUCCACGCCAACGGAAAGACCCCAGUUCACGCGUUCAGUCAAUCGCCCUUUCGCUCUCGCAGCGAUUUCCAGAAUGCCUGCCAGGCCUUUCUGGACCCUCUGAUUCCCCACUUCACCCCCGGGGGCAGUCGCGUGAAGAUUGGGACCUCGACGACUCGGUUCGACGAAGGGGGCGCCCAGAUCGAGGGCUUUGCGCGACCUCUCUGGGGGUUGGCCGCUCUCCUGGGAGGAGGAUACCAGUAUGCAGAGGCAGCGCGCUGGCGCCAGGGCUUCAUCAAUGGCACGGAUCCGCAGAGUCCCGAGUUUUGGGGCGCGAUCGAGGAUUCCGAUCAGCGCAUGGUGGAAAUGUGUCCCAUCGGCUUCACCCUCGCCGUGGCUCCUCAUGAGUUCUGGGACCCAUUGACCGAGCAGCAGAAGGAGAAUGUUGCCAAUUGGCUGGCCAGUAUUAAUGAUAAGGAGAUGCCCAAUACGAACUGGCUAUGGUUUCGAGUCUUCGCCAACCUCGGUCUUCGAAGGAAUGGCGCGCCCUACUCUCUGGCACGCAUUGAAGCGGACAUGGAUCACUUGGACACCUUCCACGUGGGAGGAGGCUGGAGCAAUGACGGCCCCAAGAGCCAUCACCAGAUGGACUACUACUCGGGCUCGUUUGCCAUUCAGUUCUUGCAGCUGCUGUAUGCCAAACUGGCAGCGGAUUUUGACCAACCGCGGGCUGAGAGGUACAAGGAGCGCGCCAGGCAAUUCGCCCAAGAUUUCGUGCAUUACUUUGACCCCGACGGCAGUGCCAUCCCCUUCGGACGAUCGAUGACAUACCGGUUUGCCAUGGCUGGGUUCUGGGGUGCGCUUGGUUUCGCAGAUGUCGAGCUCCCGGCUCCGCUGACCUGGGGGAUGGUCAAAGGUCUGCUGCUGCGACACUUUCGCUGGUGGGCGACCCAAGGAGACAUUUUCAACAGCGAUGGCACCCUCAAUCUGGGGUACUCAUACGCCAAUAUGUACCUGACGGAGAACUACAACUCCCCCGGCUCGCCAUACUGGUGCUGCUUGUCCUUCGUGCCUCUCGUCCUCCCCGAAUCGCAUCCAUUCUGGACCGCCCAGGAAGAACCAUAUCCCAGCGCCUCCCUUCCGGCUGUUGCAGCUCUGGAGUAUCCCAAGCACAUUGUCGUCCACCGAGGCGGGCAUUCCUUUUUGCUUUCGUCCGGGCAAGCCUGCCACUAUCCCCUGAAAGCGACGCAAGCCAAGUACGGCAAAUUCGCCUACAGUGCAUCCUUCGGAUACUCCGUGCCCACCGGUGGGUAUCAACUCGAACAGCAUGCGCCCGACAGUAUGCUAGCCCUAUCCGAGGACGGCGGCGAUAUAUGGCAGACCAGACGGCUCGCCCUGAACGCUCGCAUUGAACGACGAGGCGACCUUCCCAUUCUCGUGUCGGACUGGAAGCCUUGGCCAGACGUUGAGGUUGAGACCUUCCUGAUCCCGCCGUCCGAGGGGAGCGACAAUUGGCAUCUUCGCGCCCAUCGCGUCCGCACGGGGAGAGCGCUCAUGACUUCCGAGGGUGCUUUCGCGAUCUAUGGAUGCCGCAGCGACAACGGGCGCAUCCUGGGGCCAUUGGGCGAACAGUCGUCGGAGGGAACCCUCCACGAGUCGCAACGAGCCCUCACGGUCUCUGCGGCCGGAGCCGUUGGGAUUGUCGAGCUCCAGGCCCAUGUAGAAAGAGCCGGACGAAUCGUGCUGGCCGAUCCCAACUCGAAUCUUCUUCACGGUCGUACGUUGCUCCCUUCCUUGGGAGCCGACCUGACGGCGGGGACUGAGCGCUGGUUCGUGAGCGCAGUGUUCGCCAUGCCGGUCAAUGAACAGAAUACGACCGGAUGGCAAGAAGGAUGGAACAGACCACCGGUCAUUCCGGAGUGGUUGGUCCAGCAGAUGACGGUCGGAUAAAGCGAGGCAUGGGCUGUUGGGUUUCCGGGGGAGAGUGGCUUGUUUUGCCAAUGCGCUGGACGGGGAAAUAAUAGUGUAUCUCUAUAGCGAAGAAAUCGAAAC
Messenger RNA from Aspergillus steynii IBT 23096, 2037 nucleotides. RefSeq names its product glycoside hydrolase family 154 protein. NCBI's taxonomy places the organism in Eukaryota, Fungi, Ascomycota, Eurotiomycetes, Eurotiales, Aspergillaceae. The coding region runs from base 1 to 1935 and encodes 644 amino acids. The transcript has 3 exons. The record is from RefSeq and is a predicted model, not a curated record.